Molecule: messenger RNA, 1508 nt
Organism: Coffea eugenioides
Lineage: Eukaryota; Viridiplantae; Streptophyta; Magnoliopsida; Gentianales; Rubiaceae
Product: pyruvate dehydrogenase (acetyl-transferring) kinase, mitochondrial
Exons: 6
Coding region: 86-1195 (369 amino acids)
Biological process (GO): regulation of glucose metabolic process; protein phosphorylation
Cellular component (GO): mitochondrion
Molecular function (GO): pyruvate dehydrogenase (acetyl-transferring) kinase activity
Source: RefSeq, a predicted model, not a curated record
CAAAGAAAAAAAGGACCAAAAAAAGAAAAAAAAAGUUGUUAUUUGGGUUGGUUGGGAGAAAAUACUGGGAACCCAGAGGCAUAUUAUGGCUGCCAAAAAGCUUCAGGAGACGCUGUCUAAGGGUGUGCUUGAAGAAGUUCAUAGAUAUGGUGGAAUGAAGCAAACCGGAGUCAGUCUCAGGUACAUGAUGGAAUUCGGCUCCCGACCCACCCCCCGCAACCUCCUCCUUUCUGCUCAGUUCCUCCACAACGAGCUCUCCAUUAGGAUUGCCAGAAGGGCUCUUGAGCUCCAGUCCCUCCCCUAUGGCUUAUCCUCCAAACCUGCCGUUCUCAAAGUGCGAGAUUGGUAUCUGGAUUCUUUUCGUGAUCUUAGAUCCUUUCCAGAGAUAAAAGACAAGAACGAUGAGCUUGAAUUCACUCAAAUGAUCAAGAUGAUUAAGGUGAGGCACAACAAUGUUGUUCCCACGAUGGCUUUGGGCGUCCAGCAGUUAAAGAAAGAUCUAAAACCCAAGGUGGACUAUCAGGAUCUGGAUGAGAUUCACCAGUUUCUAGACCGUUUUUAUAUGUCAAGAAUUGGGAUCCGCAUGCUCAUUGGGCAGCACGUGGCUUUGCAUGAUCCCAAUCCUCCUCCUGAUUGUGUGGGAUAUAUACAUACAAAGAUGUCUCCUGUGGAGGUUGCUCGACAUGCCAGUGAGGAUGCCCGCUGCAUUUGUUUCCGGGAGUAUGGCAGUGCUCCAGAUGUUAAUAUUUAUGGGGAUCCUAAUUUUACCUUUCCUUACGUACCUACACAUCUGCAUCUUAUGGUUUUUGAGUUGGUUAAGAAUUCUUUGCGUGCUGUUCAAGAGCAGUUUAUGAAUUCCGACAAGGUUGCACCCCCUAUUCGUAUAAUCGUCGCUGACGGAAUAGAGGAUGUUACCAUUAAGGUUUCUGAUGAAGGCGGAGGAAUUCCAAGAAGUGGCCUUCCAAAAAUUUUUACAUAUCUCUACAGUACUGCAAAGAAUCCCCUUGAUGAGCAGGUGGACCUGGGAAUCGCCAAUACAACAACUAUGGCUGGUUAUGGAUAUGGACUUCCAAUAAGCCGCUUGUAUGCUCGGUAUUUUGGUGGUGAUUUACAGAUUAUAUCCAUGGAGGGAUACGGGACGGAUGCCUACCUUCACUUGUCUCGGCUUGGUGAUUCGCAGGAGCCUUUGCCUUGAGUUUAGGACUAUGAUUAAAACUUUUAUCUCCCAUGUAGCUGCAUAGCUUCAUUAAAUACAAGUUUGCAGCACAAGGAACAUAAUGAUGUCCGUUCAGAUGUACUUCAGUUUUUAAGUUAUAAUUCCGAUGUACUUGCCAUGAGAUAUAAUCAAUCUCUAGGUGAACGAAGAAGACACCUUGGAUUCUUGCACUUCGACAGAAAUGCUCCAUGGUUAAGUGCUGAAUCCGACACUGAUCAUUUAUGAACUUCACACGCUUUUGAUCAAGUAGGUUUUGGCACUCCACAGACUCCAUGUCUUGGUGCUCGUUGAC